Molecule: messenger RNA, 1027 nt
Organism: Bipolaris maydis ATCC 48331
Lineage: Eukaryota; Fungi; Ascomycota; Dothideomycetes; Pleosporales; Pleosporaceae
Source: RefSeq, a predicted model, not a curated record
CAUUGUCGCCUCAUAAAUCACGUCCAAGUGGCCUGAUUUUUCUUCCUUUCUUCGCUUCUCCCCUUGUCGUGUUUCUUGGUAUACCUCAGGCAGCGGAACCAAAACCUCAUCCAACCACUACUCUUCUUCUUUCUUUUGCCUCUAUUCACUUCUACGAGGCGUGCCGGUCACAUUUUUGCCAUUACUAUUUUCAUAAUACCCGACUUCCCUUCAUUCACUACCGACAAUCGUUUCUUCGCCGACCUCGCCACCACACAUUGUCAAACAACUUGAUAAAGAAGAAGAAAAAAACCCAGCAACAACAACAGCGCCAUCAUGUACACUUCACUUUUUGCGCCGCUUUUUCUUCUCCUGUCCAUCUUGCACUUGGCAGCUGCCGAUCCCUCGGCAAGAAAUGUCAUCAUUCCUGGUCGUCUGAACAAUGACCUGGACACCCGCCAAGUCUCCGUCACUCCUUCCCAACAAGAACUCUGCCUCGACUAUGAGCGCACAGCAAACCUAUCCACUGCCGGCGCAAAUGGAUCAUACCGUACCGUUGUAAUGCAAAAGGCAAACGUAGGCACUCUGACCAGUGCCGGCUUGAUGAACGCAGCUAUGGCCAAGUUGCCCGCCCUCACCGCCGACAAGGACUUGAACGCCCGCUGUGGAAACUGGACUGAGAUUGCGUUGGUCGAGGCUGAGAAAAACUUUACCAAGGGCAUUGUUCUGCAGUUCACUACCGAGGGCUUGCCUGUUGGCAUCAAGAACGGCCCUGAAGUGAUAGUCAUUACAGCUGUGAUUUGUGUCGUCCUCUGUGUCGUCUGGGUCUUCGCAGAGUAAACUAGGCACACACUGAGAGAGAUAUUCUGGAGAGUGGGGGAGUCAAUAUUUUUUGGAUCAAGAUGGUUGAGUUGUGAGGAAACAUGGUGUGUAGCCAUCGCGCCAAUGUUACUAUCGUAGGAGAGACCGAGUCAAGAAUACCCGAUCGUGCAAUGUUUAAAUUAUGGUGAUUUGAUCAAAUUAUUCUUCAAUUUCUUCCUGCGUCUUC